This is a messenger RNA of Laccaria bicolor S238N-H82, 354 nucleotides long. RefSeq lists its product as uncharacterized. Bases 1 to 354 code for a protein of 117 amino acids. Lineage: Eukaryota; Fungi; Basidiomycota; Agaricomycetes; Agaricales; Hydnangiaceae. The transcript has 8 exons. The record is from RefSeq and is a predicted model, not a curated record.
AUGACUUUCCCAAUUGGGAAAUAUGCGAACAUCGUCAUUAACAAUGACAACACCCUGCUAGCCAUUAACUCUUCUGGCCCAAAAAGCGUGGGAAAUGGUUCCCCACCCAAAUGCGCAAUGUGCCUGACAUCAGCCAUUAACUCUUCUGGCCCAAAAAGCGUGGGAAAUGGUUCCCCACCCAAAUGUGCACUGUGCCUGACAUCAGGAAAUGGCCCAAUUAGGAAAUAUGAGGAAAUAUCUUUUGGGUGUGACAUUGGACAACAAAAUAUAUUUAGUAUUCAUGGAGUUUGCAAGACUAAUAGCUCAUUCAGGUUGACCAGAGAGAUGCCAAAAAUGGCCUCCAGCUUUCACUGA